Molecule: messenger RNA, 2555 nt
Organism: Porites evermanni
Lineage: Eukaryota; Metazoa; Cnidaria; Anthozoa; Scleractinia; Poritidae
Source: the annotation of a GenBank genome assembly
GAACAAGGCUUAGACUCCAAAACAAAACCAGACAUGCCUGAUACAAUGCAGCGAGUUCAGAUCGUCCAAAGGAAUAGGACGCUCAAACUUUGCUACAUUUUUAGUAGCAAUGAUACUUGUAACUUGGACGUUGUGGGAAAAUUACUUUCCUGCAUAAAAGAAAAACAGGCCAUCAAAAUGCUCGCUUUUAAGAAUCAUUUUAGCCCGUCGGAUACAACGGAGAUGUGUGAGAGUAUUAUUCCCGAUUUGCCAAUGGAUUUUGCAAUUUUUGUCGUCCAUGCGAACGAAGAUCGCUUUUUAAUCAACGAAGACAGCGCGAGGAUUUACAGAGCUUUGUGGAAGGCCACAGGUAAGUUCUAAUAUUAUGUAGUACUGGUUUGCCGUCUACCUAUUUGUAAAACAACACGCCUAAUAUUCAAUUCGAUCGAUGAUAAUCAGCCUAGCAUCAAAAAAACAACCUAGAAUGAACUUUUCAACCUGAAAGUCGCUAUCAAUCACUUUGUGAAAAUCGUGGAACAAACAAACCCUUUUACAGGGGCACCCAACGACAAUUUUCGGAAAAUAUCUGUUCGGAAGACGAUUUGACAUCUAGAAUUUUCGGAAAAUUUGUUGUAAAAUUUCUUGCUUCCCUGCCUCUCGUAGGAUUUUCGAACAUCUAAAAACUACUAUAAUUGCCCAUUUUUAACGGAUUUUUACCGUUAAAACCUCACCUAGAAUUUUCGGGAGCCUUUUUUCUGCCUGAAAUUUUCGAAAAGGUAAGUUUUGAUCCCUAUAAUUUUCGGAUCACUAGACUUUCAGCUAGGAAAUCCGAACAGAUCAAAAAUUUUUAGGGGAUAAAAAUAUGCCUAUAUCUACCGUUUAAAUACUAAAAUAACUUUUUUUUUUAACUUUGUAACUUUAUUUGAUUUACCACAAAAUACAAAUAACGAUAAAACAAUACAGUUACAUAAAAGCAAAUGAAAGUGACGAGGAAGCCCAAAAAGAAACCAUGAGGCUUAUACACAUUGGGCUCCCUCAGAGUAAAAAUAAAGUUAACAGUAACGGUAAGGCCAGGAUCGAAAGCAAAAUACAAUGAAGGUAAGUAUAAAUUAACUAAUUACAUAGACUGAGUUGACAAAAUAUAAGGUAUGGUACAAGUAACAAUAAGUAUAAAAAUAAUAUCAGACAUGUGAAGAAAUAUAACUAUUUACUACAAGAUUUAUAACUAAUAAUUCAUAUAUAAUUUUUUUUUCAAUUUCGUUUUGAAUAAGUGGAGAGAAUUAGAUUCUUUAAUAUCAUUUUCUAUAGUGUUAUAAUAAGUAGGUCCUUGGAAACUGACAGAAAAUUUACGAAGGUUUGUUCUACAAGAAGGAAGGUGAAAAUCGUUCGCGUGUCUAGUGGCAUAGUUAUGGACUUGUUUGUUUAAAGAAAAAUAAUUGUUGAACUUUGAAGGCAAAAGAGAAUGGUUAAGAGAAAACAUAAGUUUACCCAAUUCUAGCUGUCUAAUAUCGGAAAGGGAAAAUAAGUUAAACAAUGCUAUGUUUAAGUGGUUUUGAACUAUAUUCUCGUUGGGUGCCCCUGCUUUUAUACAAAUACCACCAUGAAUAUCUUCCACGACAUGAUGACAUUGUUGAUCACUUCAGGUUUGUACAAUAACUAAGUGAUUUCUUAAAUCAAGCUAAAAUCAGUGAGAAAAAGGGGAAGAAGCUAUUUGAUUUCGUUUUCAAAUUUAACCCAAAAAAAGGAACUAGCGAGAAACACAGCAGAGUAAAUCAGGUGUUGACCAUGUUGCAUUGUAAAAUAUAUCACCCCAUAUAAGGACAUCUGAAACAGUCUUGGAUUCUGGAUUCCUUUCCAUGGAUUUCGGCCUCUUUGAUAGGGAUUCCUUGAGCUCGACACUUACGUGCAGUGCAAAAGUCUAAAGGUCCCGAUUUAUAAAGGAAUUUUAACUUCUUUUAUUGAGUUAUAGGAGGAAAAGUACUCGUUGUUAUCGGUGGUGAUGACAACUACAAGGACUCUGCUGAGGAACAAGGUUCCUUCCUGUCGCGCUGGGCUCGGAAAAAAAUUUCUUCUCAGUUCAGCGAAGAAUACUUGGAUGGAAGGCAGAGCUUUAUCUUCUCUUGGAACAAUGGUCACAGACCAAUUCACGAAGAAGCACUGUUGCAUUACUUUGAUUCUCAUAAAAAGGAAAAGAAAUUUGUUCCCGAAAAGAAGACUGAAGUAGCGGUUACUCAAGUGAUCCCCAAACAGGUUUGCUUGUGUGCUUGUAGGUUGUGAAAUUUUGGCAAAACUAUUUUGAAAAAAUCCAUAUUCAGUGGUACUUCGAUAUACUCGGCGACUAAUGAUUUUGCACACUUUUUGGAACAAACAUAUCGCCUCGUUUUCCCGAAUUUAGGAACUGAAAAUCAGAAUAUUACUAACUCUGUAAUAGUUAUUGUUUAACCAGAUAUAAAAGUCGUUUUAUCUUAUCAAGAACUCAUAAUUUCAAUCUCGUGUUGCAGGAAGAAGAUGAGCACAGGGAAGAGUCAAAUGUACCGUUCGAGGACUUCGAGGAAAUAACCCAUGCUGAUGUACCA